Molecule: messenger RNA, 1926 nt
Organism: Salvelinus namaycush (lake trout)
Lineage: Eukaryota; Metazoa; Chordata; Actinopteri; Salmoniformes; Salmonidae
Product: MICAL-like protein 2
Exons: 14
Coding region: 1-1926 (641 amino acids)
Molecular function (GO): protein binding
Source: RefSeq, a predicted model, not a curated record
AUGGCUGCCAUCAAGGCGCUUCAACAGUGGUGCAAACUUCAAUGUAAUGGGUACCGAGAUGUGGCUAUCAUCAACAUGACAACUUCUUUUAGAGACGGGUUGGCGUUCUGUGCGCUUAUCCAUAAGUACAGACCGGACCUAAUAGACUACGACUCCUUGAAUAAAGAGGAUGUUUUUGACAACAACAACUUGGCUUUCCGGGUUGCAGAGGACAAGCUGGGGAUCGCUGCUCUGCUGGAUGCAGAGGACAUGGUGGCCCUUAGGAUCCCAGACCGACUGAGUGUCCUCACCUACGUCUCCCAGUACUACAACUACUUCCACGGACGCAACCCUAUUGGAGGGGUGGGUGCUGUGAAAAGACCAGCAGAGGGCUCCAAGGAGGAGCCAUGUGGAAAGAAGAAUCUCCCGGUGGUGGCCAAAACCAUGGUGUAUAAAAUGGCCAUAGAGAAUCGUCCACCUCCCUCCUCUCUCAUGAAGACUGAUGUCUUGGUGGAGAGCUCCAAUAAGACGGGCACUCUCAGCAGUAAAUGUGUUGUGUGCAAAUGCCACGUUCAUCUGGUCCAACGGCACUUCAUCGAGGGGAAGCUUUACCACAGGAGCUGCUUCAAGUGCAGUGAAUGCUCCAACGUCCUCCUGGCUAGGGCCUAUAAACCAGGGAAGGAGCCAGGUUGCUUCAUCUGUAAUGACCACCAGAACACCAAGAAUGGCUACAACAAACCUCCCUCUGGGGUUGUCAUCCAGACCGGAUGCCCAAGCGCCAACGUUGAAUCCAAAAGUGACACCAGCAGAGUCCAGUCUGUGUCCCGCCCGACCUCUGUGCCUUUGACCCCCAUCAAGUGUGUCUUGAAGCCUGUGGAGACCACCACCCCAGCUCCCCAACCAUGGACCAGCUCGGCCCAGAGAACCCAGGCAGCACGGCAGAGGUUCUUCCAGUCCUCUACCCCCACCCCAGAGGGCCCCUCCAGCAGCCAGAAGCCCUCAGUACUGCCGACGGUGCCCCUGAGUCCUGAGGAAGAGAAGAACCGAGCCAGGGCUGUCAUUACCAAGAAACUAGUUGAGGCGAACUGCAACAACAAUAACACCAGAUACUUUGUUAUCCGACCAGCAGAAAGGAGGACCUCUGACUCUGGGGACCAAAUGAUCAUUGUUGAGCAACCCAAACCUGAAGCCACUUUGAAGUCUUUUGCUACUAGUAUCGUCGUCAACAUCCGCUCUACCUCUCAUCCGAUUCCCCCACCUGCCUUCAACCCUCCUCCACCUAGCCCGGUGUCUCUCAGAGCUCCGUCUCCCAAGCAGCCCCGUUGCGGCUCUGGAGGCUUGGGCUCCAAAAAUGGAAAGUAUUUGUCACCCACAAACACCUCCCAGUCUGAAAUGAGUUCACCCUCGUCCCAUCACAUCCCCAUGGACCAGAUAGUGAAGGAGCUGCGUGAUAUUGAAGACAGCCUGGGUGAUUUGGAGAGGAAGGGAGUGGAGAUGGAGAAGAGGCUUCGCAGCUGUGAGGAAGAGGGCAAGGGGGACAUUUUGAUGGACCCUCUGAUGGUUGACUGGUUCAACCUUAUCCGAAAGAAGCAGACGUACAUUAGGAGGGAGUCGGAGCUUGUGUACAUAGCUAAGACUCAAGACCUGGAGGAGCAGCAGCCUGGGGUGGAGGGUGAGCUGCGCAGACUGUUGGAGAAACCAGAUCAUCUGAAGUCUACAGAGGAGCGUCGGCGAGAGAGCAGGCUGAUGGAGAGGUUGAUGGAGAUUGUGAACGGUAGAAACGCCAUUGUAGAAGGACUGGAUGAAGACAGGCUCAGGGAAGAUGAAGAGGAUCAGCAGUUGAAUGAAAUGAUGCAGACUCUUGGACUUAAAAAAUCCAAAAUCAAGAGGAAGUCCUUCAAAAUGCUGUUCAGACGAAAAAGUAGUAAAAAGGUCACCGUGUUUUGA